This is a messenger RNA of Penicillium verhagenii, 2184 nucleotides long. Its product is annotated as Multicopper oxidase type 2. The transcript is spliced from 5 exons. The record is from RefSeq and is a predicted model, not a curated record. Gene Ontology annotation, molecular function: copper ion binding; oxidoreductase activity. NCBI's taxonomy places the organism in Eukaryota, Fungi, Ascomycota, Eurotiomycetes, Eurotiales, Aspergillaceae. Bases 1 to 2184 code for a protein of 727 amino acids.
AUGGCGCCAUUAAAGACUCUACUAGCAUUGGCUAGUACAGGGCUGACACAAUUGGCCUUGGCUAAGUUGGUUCACUUUGAUCUAGAUCUGACCUGGAAACAGGGCGCACCAGAUGGCAAUGUUCGGGAAAUGGUGUAUAUCAAUGGCCAGUUUCCGGGUCCUGAGUUGCGACUAGACCAAGGUGACGACGUUGAGGUUGUCGUUCACAAUAACUUGCCUUAUAAUACAACAAUUCAUUUCCAUGGAAUUGAGCAAUUCAACACACCAUGGUCAGAUGGAGUUCCCGGAUUGACUCAAAAGUUCAUUGAGCCUGGUCGGAACUGGACAUAUCAUUGGACAGCGACUCAGUAUGGCACCUAUUGGUACCAUUCUCAUGGCCGUGGGGAGUUGAUGGAUGGUCUCUAUGGGCCAAUUUGGAUCAACCCGGCGCCCGAAACACCCCAGCCUUUCCAUCUCAUCUCGAGUAACCAGGCCGACAUCGAAGCCAUGCAAAAAGCGGAGAAGAAUCCGCAAUUAAUCAUGCUGUCCGAUUGGGAUCAUCUCACAUCUGAGCAAUAUGGAAAAUUAGAGAAGGAUAGUCAUAUGGCUGUUUUCUGCAUGGAUAGUGUUCUCGUUAAUGGCCGUGGGGCGGUCUAUUGCCCCGGAGGCGAGACUAUCUCUAAUGUCGAGCUCAGUUACCUGAAAACUGCAAUGGAAAACACGCCUUUGACUGAUAAAGGAUGCUUGCCCAAUAUCUACAACACACAGGGGAAUUUCCCCCCAUACGACGAGACCAGGAUUCCACAAGGAGUCAACUGGGGAUGCCAACCCACCACUGGAAAUCACGAAAUUAUCGAAGUGGACGGCAAUGCUGGUUGGGUGAGCUUAAAGUUCAUUAGUGCAGCCGCUUUAAAAGCCCUCAUCUUCUCUAUCGAUGAACACCCAAUGUAUAUCUAUGAGGUUGACGGGAGCUAUGUGGAACCCAUGCUCGUUGACGCGUCUAGUAUCUAUACUGGCGAGCGCUACGCAGCGAUGGUCAAGCUUGAUAAGGCAUGGAAGGAUUAUACCAUUCGAGUACCGGAUACUCAAGGUGACCAGGUCAUCUCAGGGUUUGCUACCAUGCGCUACAAGGGCUCCUCCAACACCGAGGCAUCAAAGCCUUUCGUCAACUAUGGUGGUACCAACACGUCCGCGUCCGUUGUCUUUAUGGACAACCAGGCAAUCCACCCAUACCCUGCUGUUACUAUUUCCGACAAAGCUGACCAGCUCGUCAAUCUGACCCUUGGCCGCUCUGGUUCAUCGUACACAUUCACUGCCUCCGGUGGUCAUCUGUGGGAUAUGAUGGCCAACGUGGAUGACCCGAUUCUGUAUGAUCUUAAUGCCAAGAAUAACGUGGCAUCGGAACUCAUUUUCGAGACUAAGAAUGGCUCCUGGGUAGACGUGCUUCUGCAGCUUGGUCACUUCCCAAACACCCCCGAUACAGCUGGCGCGCAUGUCAUGCACAAGCAUUCUAACAAAGCCUUCAUUCUUGGUCUCGGUCCUGGCUUCUUCGAAUGGGAAAGCACGGAGCAAGCGAUUGCUGCGCAUCCUGAGUAUUUCCACCUUGAGAACCCUCCGAUGCGAGACACCUUUGUCACACAAGGCAACAGGGGCAUAACAUGGAUGAUCUUACGGUAUCAAGUAAUCAACCCAGGACCCUUCAUCUUCCACUGUCACCUUGAGACACACAUGGCAAACGGCAUGGCUGUUACUGUGCUUGAUGGUGUGGAUGCUUGGCCUCAGGUUCCCGAGGGUGAGGACCAGAGCCGUAACCCAAUUCCGGCUUCAAUUCGUGCUCCUUCUCCAAGCAGCAGUUCCAUUGUCCGACCGAUAUCUACACCAACCAAAGCAUCUUCGACCCCUGUCAAGCCGUCCACACCGGCAGCUCAGCAAUACACACCAAGCUCUCAGCAGUACACCACCAGUGCUCCGCAGUAUACUCCCAAUCCUCAGGCUUAUACUCCUGAUUAUCAACAGUACACAUCUAGUGCUCAGCAGUACACUCCCAGCUAUCAACAAUAUACUCCCAGCGCUCAGCAGUACACUCCUAGCGCUCAACCCCCUGCUGCCUCUUCCCAAACACCGAACUCACUCAUCGAGCCCGCAUUGCCCACAUGGCUCACAAGACACUCAAAGGAGCAAGGCGCAGAUGAUUUGCUCCGUUGA